AUAAAUGACGUAAGAUGUUGGCAGGUGAGAGGGCCACUGAUAUAUAAAGGUGUUGGUACGUCAGUGUCUCUAUGAAACAGUAGUUGAGAUGGCGCGCUUGUUGCUCCUCACUGUACUUUCCCUCCUGGGCUCCACCAAUGCUAAGAAACUUAAGGUGUCAGGUACGGAUCUCACCUAUGGAGGAGAGAAAGUGUUCCUCAAUGGGUGUAACAUCGCCUGGCACGAUUACGGGCGUGACUUCGGCAAUGGUGACUACGACGGCACUCUGGAGCAAUGGGUGCAGGAGAUAGCCAGCUCGGGCGGCAAUUCUAUCCGAGCAUGGGUACACGUAGAAGGAUACAGCACACCGGUUUUCGACGACAGUGGGCACGUCACCGCGUGUGACAAGACUGGUGACUUUGAGGACGAUGUUCUUAAACUACUGAACGCUGCUGAGCAGAACAACGUGCUGGUAACUUUGACUAUGUGGAACGGCGCCUACCUCACCAACCAGAAGGCCGUCGAUCUCAUCAUGGACGACGACAAACUUGAAUCUUACAUUGAGAACUGCCUUAAUCACCUGAUGACGAAGAUCAAGGGUCAUCCAGCCCUGGCUGCCUUCGAGGCUGUGAACGAGGCUGAGGGAUCUGUGAAGGUGGAGAGCAACAGUAAUUCCUGCUACGACACCACAAUCAUCGGCCACGACGGCGCUGGCUGGACUGGCAAGAACAUCCCCAUGCAUAACUUCUUGAGGUUCAUUGGUCGGCAGAAUGAGGCAGUCCGCGCCAUUGACCCCGACACCUUGAUCACCCUGGGCUCCUGGGGUCAGUUCUCCGAGAACGACGUCUUCUUUAACUCGCACAAUCACUACACGGACCAGUGUCUCAACGAGGCGGCCGGAGGCUCCGACGCCCAACUUGACUUUUACCAGAUGCACACCUACGACUGGUCGGGAUCCUGGAGUUUUGGCGCUCCCUUCACUGUGAGUGCCUCUGACUACAUGCUGAACAAGCCCAUCGUGAUCGGCGAGUUUGCUUCGGUGUGUGCUGCGGGCACGCCUCUCCCUGACCUGUACGAGUACGCUUACACCCACGGCUACAGUGGAGCGUGGACUUGGCACUACACGGCCACAGGUGACUGUAGUGACAGCCGAGACGCACAGAGAAAGGCUCUUGGUCACCUGAAGGGACGAAAUGACCAUGGCGUCAUUAACUUCACUGUAGAAUAACUUGCUAACUUUUGUACAUAACCCUGGACUGAUGCUACCCCCUGAACCCUAACCUCCUGUUCAACUCUUCACUCCCUCACAGACCAACAAGAAGCGAGAGUGGAAACUUCUCAGCGUAACUGUUGUCUGUGGGAAGCAUUUGAUAACGAUUAUGUCAUGGCUACUGUUAUUAUAUUGCUAUAAUCAAAGAUAAACUAAUCUUAAACACUAUCAUAUUACAAUGUAUCAUCUCUGGAUAAUUUUUGGAUCAUGAUUCCAAUUUUCGUUUUCUAAGAGAUGCAAUAUUUUCUAUUGAUCGUAAUAAAUUGUAGCAAUGAA
Messenger RNA from Homarus americanus (American lobster), 1525 nucleotides. Its product is annotated as mannan endo-1,4-beta-mannosidase-like. The coding region runs from base 89 to 1207 and encodes 372 amino acids. NCBI's taxonomy places the organism in Eukaryota, Metazoa, Arthropoda, Malacostraca, Decapoda, Nephropidae. The record is from RefSeq and is a predicted model, not a curated record. The transcript is spliced from 9 exons.